Messenger RNA from Micropterus dolomieu (smallmouth bass), 757 nucleotides. RefSeq names its product eotaxin-like. The transcript has 3 exons. The coding region runs from base 63 to 392 and encodes 109 amino acids. Gene Ontology annotation, biological process: monocyte chemotaxis; lymphocyte chemotaxis; cellular response to tumor necrosis factor. NCBI's taxonomy places the organism in Eukaryota, Metazoa, Chordata, Actinopteri, Centrarchiformes, Centrarchidae. Gene Ontology annotation, cellular component: extracellular region. The record is from RefSeq and is a predicted model, not a curated record. Gene Ontology annotation, molecular function: CCR chemokine receptor binding; chemokine activity.
CCAGCACAGAUCAGCCCUGAACAUUGAAGGCUUUUCAUCUCGUCUGUCUCUGUCGGGGAAACAUGAGGACUCUGGUGACCAUCCUACUUCUGACUCUCAUCUGCUUCCUGAGUUACAGCUCUGCAGUUGGAGUUGCAGCAAGUAUCUUGAUGAAGAAAAUAUGCUGUCCAAACUCCACUCAGAUGUAUAUUCCUAAGGGAAAGAUAACAGACGUGGCGAUGACCCCGAGUGACUGUGAACAACAAGCAAUUGUAGUCAAGACUGUGUGCAAUAAGAAGUUUUGCAUUGACCCCAACUCAAACUGGGCGAAGAAUCUGUUGAAAGAAUUUAAGAAGUCAACUGCCAACAACUCGCCACCAUCUGCCCCCUUCAAUGUCACACGGUGUACAUAGAAGGUUUAAAAAAGUGUGAGCGUGUUGUUCCUUUGAGUGUCACAAUUACAUGUAUAUUAUGUUCUUUAUAAACAUGUCUGCCAGCCAACAGUAGAUUAAUUAAUGAUGACUAUAAACAGAAGUAUCUUUAACUGACACUGUGGUCUUGGAAAGUUUAAAGUAAAAAUGUGAAAACUCAUCUUAAAAGGCCUGAACUAAUGUAUUACUGCGUUUGCCUGAGUUUAUAUGAAUUCAUUUUCUAUACUCAAAUAUGUACAGCGUCAUCCAAACUUAAUGUUUCAGUCAUUACAGGAGAACAUUUGAAAUGAAUGUUUGUUUUUGCUACACAAAGUGCUGACCCUUUCUAAAUAAAAGCUUUAGUUUUG